AUGUCGGCUGGUUUAUAUGUUGAGGAGUACAAUGGCACCAUUGCCACGGGCGGUGACUCGCUCACCGAGGACCUGAACGUCUACUACGAAAGUGGUGACUUUGCUUGGAUCAUGACCUCUUCGGCACUCGUGCUGCUCAUGAUUCCCGGUGUCGGUUUCUUCUACUCCGGUCUCGCCCGCCGAAAGUCAGCUCUAUCACUGAUCUGGCUGACGAUGAUGUCCGUCGCAUUGAUCAUGUUCCAAUGGUUCUUUUGGGGUUACAGUUUGGCUUUUACACACACCGGAAACAACCCUUUUAUUGGCAACCUGGACAACUUUGGCCUGAAGGACGUACUAGGUGCGCCUUCGGUUGGCAGCACCAAGGUUCCUGAUAUUCUCUUUUGUCUUUUCCAAGGAAUGUUCGCGGCUAUUACGCCGGCUCUUGCUAUUGGUGCCGCUGUUGACCGAGCUCGCAUGCUACCUUGUAUUGUAUUCAUGCUGGUAUGGUCCACCAUCGUAUACGACCCCAUUGCUUACUGGACAUGGAACUCCGCUGGUUGGUCUUUCAUCAUGGGUGGUCUCGACUUCGCUGGUGGUACUCCCGUCCACAUCUCCUCCGGUGCCGCCGCGCUGGCCUACUCUCUUAUGCUCGGCAAGCGAACUGGCUACUCUAGCUCUGCCGGCCUUCCUUACCGCCCUCACAAUGUGACUCACGUCAUUCUUGGUACAGUCUUCCUAUGGGUUGGCUGGUUUGGUUUCAACGGUGGCUCUGCUCUUGCCGCUAACCUCCGUGCUGUCAUGGCUUGCAUUGUCACUCAUAUCGCCGCCUCUGUCGGAGGAAUCACCUGGUGCCUUCUCGACUACCGCCUGGAGAGGAAGUGGUCCGCCGUUGGUUUCUGUUCUGGUGCCAUUGCUGGUCUCGUCGCCAUCACACCUGGUUCCGGUUACGUCGCUCCUUGGGCUGCUGUCGUCUUUGGUGUUGUCGGCGGUGUCGGAUGCAACUUUGCUACCAAAAUCAAGUUCCUUAUUGGCGUCGAUGAUGCGCUCGAUAUCUUUGCUGUCCAUGGUAUUGGUGGUAUUCUUGGCAAUAUCUGCACUGCCUUCUUUGCUGCUGACUACAUUACCCACCUUGAUGGUUUCUCCGUCAUCCCAGGUGGUUGGGUCAACCACAACUGGGUCCAGCUUGGCUACCAACUUGCCGAUUCCGUCGCCGGAUUCUCUUACUCCUUUGUUAUGACCUGCGUCAUUCUUUUCAUCAUGAACUUCAUCCCGGGUCUGAGCCUCCGCGUCUCUCCUGAACAAGAGGAUAUCGGCCUUGACGAUGGCCAGAUGGGCGAGUUCGCCUACGAUUAUGUUGAGCUCCAACGCCACACCAGCGACAUUGUUCCCGGCGAAAACUUCUCCGCUGAGCACCAUGGUAGCUCUUUGAAGGGUGGUGAAAAGAGCCCCACUGAAGUCGUCUAA
Molecule: messenger RNA, 1443 nt
Organism: Truncatella angustata
Lineage: Eukaryota; Fungi; Ascomycota; Sordariomycetes; Amphisphaeriales; Sporocadaceae
Product: ammonium transporter AmtB-like domain-containing protein
Exons: 4
Coding region: 1-1443 (480 amino acids)
Biological process (GO): ammonium transmembrane transport
Cellular component (GO): plasma membrane
Molecular function (GO): ammonium channel activity
Source: RefSeq, a predicted model, not a curated record